Polypterus senegalus (gray bichir) is the source of this 4739-nucleotide messenger RNA. RefSeq names its product kelch-like protein 25 (gene enc2). The record is from RefSeq and is a predicted model, not a curated record. Bases 145 to 2103 code for a protein of 652 amino acids. The transcript has 4 exons. NCBI's taxonomy places the organism in Eukaryota, Metazoa, Chordata, Cladistia, Polypteriformes, Polypteridae. Gene Ontology annotation, molecular function: protein binding.
UGGAAUUUUGGGUUUACAUUGCUUUGGUUCAUUAUUGUGUGUAGACCAAAAAGAAGGAGUAAGAAGAAGCUGAAUGAAAAAUUGAAAAGCAUCAUGACAAUGACAAAGAUUCCCAGGCGACAUUCGCCACUUUUGUAAACUUAUAUGUACUCGGUCGCUUUUGUUCGGAAUCAUCAAAUCUCACAGGUUAUUGAAGGACCACUUGGACGGCUGUGGAAGAGGCAGAUGCAGUCUUCCUCUCAACUCUUGACUGUCAGUAGAUGCACAUGGGUCAGCAAUCUUUGCCGGCUUAGACAGCUAAGGGACGGAGAAUCCCUUGAAGAUCCAGUUGCCAUGUCAGUCACAGUGCACGAGAAUAGAAAAUCUCGCACCAGUACGGGCUCCAUGAACAUUUCGUUGUUCCACAAGCCCUCUCAUCCAGACAGUGUGCUUACUCACCUCAAUACCUUGAGAAAGCAGCGUAUGUUUACUGAUGUGACUCUUUGGGCUGGAGAUCGUUCCUUUCCUUGUCAUCGGGCUGUUUUAGCUGCCUGUAGUCGCUACUUUGAAGCAAUGUUCAGUGGUGGAUUGCGUGAGAGUCUAGACAGUGAUGUAAAUUUCCAUGAUAGUAUACACCCUGAAGUACUUGAGCUGCUGCUUGACUUUGCUUAUUCAUCCCGUGUUGUGAUCAAUGAGGAGAAUGCAGAAUCCUUACUUGAGGCGGGAGACAUGCUUCAGUUUCAUGAUAUCCGAGAUGCAGCCGCAGAAUUUCUUGAGAAAAACUUGCAUUCCUCCAACUGCCUGGGCAUGAUGCUACUUUCGGAUGCUCACCAGUGUAAACGCCUGUACGAACUAUCCUGGAGAAUGUGUUUAGUGCACUUUGAAGCAGUAAUGGACACCGAGGAUUUUUGUGGACUGUCAAAGGAAAAACUUCUCGAUCUAAUCCUUAGUGAUGAAUUAGAAAUUGAAGAUGAGCGGAUAGUUUACAAUGCUGUCAUUCGCUGGGUUCAUCAUGAUCUGGAUAACAGAAAAGAGUAUCUUCCUGAACUUUUGAGGGGCAUCCGUCUUGCUCUUUUACCUUCAGAAUGCCUGAUUGAUGCUGUUGCAUGUGAGGAGCUGGUUGUUUCUGAUAAAAGGAGCAGACAGAUUGUGGAGGAGGCCAUCCAAUCUAAGAAAAAGAUCUUACAAAAUGAUGGUGUAGUUACCAGUCCUUGUGCCCGCCCACGCAAGGCUGGACAUACACUUCUUAUCUUGGGUGGACAGACCUUCAUGUGUGACAAAAUCUACCAAGUAGACCACAAGGCUAAGGAAAUUAUUCCCAGAUCAGACCUACCUAGCCCAAGAAAGGAAUUCAGUGCCUGUGCUAUUGGUUGCAAGGUAUAUGUGACAGGUGGUCGUGGGUCUGAGAACGGAGUUUCAAAAGAUGUGUGGGUUUAUGACACAGUUCAUGAAGAAUGGUCUAAGGGUGCUCCAAUGUUAAUUGCACGUUUUGGCCACGGAUCUGCAGAAUUAGAAAAUUGUUUAUAUGUGGUUGGAGGGCACACUGCCAUAGCAGGUGUCUUCCCAGCAUCUCCUUCUGUGUCUCUGAAGCAGGUUGAGAGAUAUAACCCGCUUACUAACAAAUGGAGUAUGAUGGCUCCACUUAGAGAUGGAGUGAGCAAUGCAGCUGUUGUCAGUGCCAAGCUAAAACUUUUUGUCUUUGGGGGUACUACCAUUCACCGGGACAAAGCGUCUAAGGUUCAGUGCUAUGAUCCAGUGGAAAAUCGAUGGACUAUUGCUGCAGAGUGCCCACAGCCUUGGCGUUAUACUGCUGCCGCUGUGUUGGGGAGUCAGAUCUUUAUAAUGGGUGGUGACACAGAAUUUACCGCAGCCUCUGCUUACCGCUUCGACUGUGAAACCAACCAAUGGACACGAGUUGGAGAUAUGACCUCUAAACGCAUGAGCUGCCAUGCUGUGGCUUCAGGAAAUAAGCUGUAUGUAGUUGGGGGCUACUUUGGCACCCAGCGAUGUAAGACUUUGGACUGCUACGAUCCCACAUCUGAUAGCUGGAAUAGUAUAACAACAGUGCCUUACUCACUUAUUCCAACUGCUUUUGUCAGCACAUGGAAACACCUGCCUGCUUGACACCAAAGGUUACGUGAACAUGGUAGAAAGCAGAUUAAGUACUUUGGUUUUGAUCAACUUGCUUCUAAAAUGUGGUGAAGGAAGAUUCCAAAUAAAGUGAAGACUUUUGGGGUGGAAGACCUGCGACAGAACAAUCAGAGUGCCUUUUAGUGUGUCUUCCAGCCACCCACCAUGUGAGAAGAGGUGCCAUGAAAAGAGUGACUUUGAGCAUAGUUUGCUGUAGUUAAGCACAAAUGUAAAUGGACAGUUUCCAAUGUAUUUUUUGCCAUAUUGGUGAGGUUUUUUUUUUUUUUUUUUGUAUUAGCUGGACUGAUUAAGGAAUUACCAUAAUGGUAUCCUCCAUUUCCUAAAACAAAUAAUUAUAUUAUAACCACUUAUUGAGGUUAUAAUCUGAUGUUUCAUUCAAACCUUUGGAAAAUUCUAACAUUGUUAAAAACUAAAAUCUAACUGGUUACACACAAAAUAAAGCUUCACGUAAUACUUUAUAUACCAAGAGGGCUGUUCCUCCAAUGAUCUUGGUGAUAUACAGACUUCAAUGAAACAUUUGAUAACAGAAGAUCAUGGCCACUUUAGUCAUUUGUGAACUAAUAUAGCACUUUUUUUUUUUUUUACAGUUAGCACUGUGCACUUGGCCCACAUGAUCCUUCCAUUUUUUCACACGACUUUACAUUUUUCUCAUCUCCGUAGCAGUUUCCAUGCAUUCUUCAAUUUAAUUGACACAAUUGCAGAAAUGCUACAUAGUUCAUCAGUAAAGACAUAUCUUCCAGCAGAAUUCAAAUCAAGUUUAUCCAUCUCUGCAAUUAAAUAAUUUGUCAGAAAUGCAAUUUAAAAGUGUCUCUUUCCAUCUGAAAGAAAUCAGGAGGUGGAAACAUUAUGCAUACUUAAUUGGACAUUGUAGUGGGUGAAGGAACAGACAUAAACCAAAACAGAGAUGUUUUGUGUUAUAUUUUUGUUCCAGACUUCUCAGCUCCUGUGGAUUAAUGUUGUAGAUGAUAAAAUAAAUUAGCAUAUCCUGCUUAUGUGGAAAUCUGUGAAUCUACAUGUAAAUGUUUCAAGUAUAAACUAUGAUGACUGAGUGGUAUGUGUCAGCUGGACUGCAAACGACAACCCUGAUGAUGUUCAUAGUCACUUGAAAUUGACAGAUGGUCAAUUCAGCAACCUUAGUUAUUUUUAUACAGUACUAUAAUGUAUAUAAACAAAAUAAACCAUGGUAAGGGAGAACAGAAAACCUCUGGGCCUAUCUUAAUAGGUCUGAUCCCCAUCUAUUAGGUGAGGUGGAUCACCUACUUUCCCGCAUAAGUACCACAUCACACACAUCCUUUAACUUUAGCCUCUUUAUGUCCACAAACCCUCCGUUUUCUACAUAAUGGCAGUUGUGCUUUUAACAAGACUCUGCACUCAAGUGGCCACUGGCAUGGUGGUCACUUUACAUCCCCUCUCAAAUUCACUACAGACCAAGCCAAUGAACCACUUCUAGGGUCAGAGAGGCUUUCUGCUUUUUGCAGGGACACCAGAUUAGAAUUCUUCCUAGCAGCUUCUAGUGUCUCUGCAUCUUGAGCCAUCUGUUAGCCUUAAAGAAUUAGGUCUCCAAGUCGGCAACCUAGAUAUUGGCACCUACUGAAUGACCGAAUGGUCUCAUACUUCCUUUCUGGGACAGCGUGCUCUCAGUCAGAUAGGAGGCGUUGUCACCUCUGACUUUCUCUCUUUGGAUUCACUCUGUCUCUCUUUCUUUAUAUACUGAUAGCCCUGCCUGUUGCUCUCAAAGGGCACAUGCAAGUCAUACUGUCAGUCCUGCACUUCUACACUGGUAUCUGGUGGAGCACUUACUGCUAGUCUGGUGCUCUCUCUGGCUUGACAGGAGAUUUCCUGUGAGCCAUAACCAUCACCUGUAUUGUUAUUACUCCUGGGAAUCUCUUGCCAGCUGGACACCCAUUCAUAAAAAAAUAGUCAUUUUAUUCUGCCUGUCAUGAUGAGGUUUACAGUAGCAAGAGCAUACUGUCCUCAAUGACGUCUUCCAACAUCUCCUGGAGAAUUCCUAGAUGCUACCAAGCAAGAUCAGAGAUCUAAUGCUUCCAGUGUGUCUUGGGUCUACCAACUAGCUGCUCUCUCAGUGGACUGUGCCUUGUACUCCUGCCAAGGGAGGUGCCCAGUAGGCAUCCUAAGUACAUGACCAGAGACAGCACUUCAACUUGUUCCUGUAUGCCUAGAGAAGUGGUGGUCCCACUUUGAGGUGAUCUUCCAUUGCUGAGCUUCUCAACCUGUCUCAAAGAGAUAUACAAUAUUAAACACAUCAUUGUAUUAAAAUCUCUUUUCUGCAAGUUUGAUUGUAGGUUACAGUUGGUGUACUGAAAAGAAAUCUGUCAAUUGGCAUUCUCCAUACUGAUAAAUACAGACAUUAAAAAAUAUAUAUAUAAUAUAUAUAUUCGAAUGAAGAGAUAAUAUAAAAUAAUAACCACAGAAUUUAAAAUUCUCAAUCAAUACCUAUACCCAGCCUACCAAACUAUACUGGUUUGCCUUAAAUAGCAGUAAAUUUUAAGCAGCUUGAAAGGAGAUUCAGUUGAGAAGGGGUCCAAUAGAAAAUGUAACAGACAAAGCAGGAAACCUAGCAGUUCAUUAAUAAGGGGAUCAACAAAUAA